CGGGCGCGGGGCGGGCCGGGCCGGGGCGGCGGCGGCCAUGCAGGCGGCGACCCAAGCCCCGAAGCAGGCCGUGCAGGCGGCGGCGCAGGAGCUGGUGAGGUUCGUGAACCGCAGCCCCUCGCCCUACCAUGCGGUGGCCGAGUGCCGCAGCCGGCUGCUGCAGGCUGGCUUCCAGGAGCUGAAGGAGACGGAGCACUGGGACAUCCGCCCCGCCAGCAAGGUGGGCUGGGGGCUCGGGCGGCCCCUUCCCCGCCGGGGGAGCCGUGGCGGCGAGGUGGGGACCCUCACCGCGCGCCUCUGCCCGCAGUACUUCGUCACCAGGAACCACUCGACGCUCAUCGCCUUCGCCGUCGGAGGACGGUUCCAGCCGGGGAACGGCUUCAGCCUGCUCGGGGCGCACACCGACAGCCCCUGCCUCAGGGUGAAGCGGCGCUCCAAGCGGGGCCAGGUGGGCACGGUGCAGGUGGGAGUGGAGACCUACGGAGGGGGCAUCUGGAACACCUGGUUCGACCGCGACCUCACGGUGGCAGGGAGGGUGAUCGUAAAGGAGCCGAGCACGGGGCGCCUGGAGCAGCGCCUGGUGCACGUGGAGCGGCCCGUCCUGCGCAUCCCCCACCUGGCCAUCCAUCUGCAGCGCAGCGUCAAUGAGAGCUUCGGGCCCAACACCGAGCACCACCUGGUCCCCAUUCUGGCCACUGCUGUGCAGGAGGAGCUGGAAAAGGAGGUGCUCAUGGAGGGCACACCGUGCAACGCUGCCGCCCAGACAGAGCGGCACAGCCCCGUGCUGCUUUCCCUGCUCUGCACCCAGCUGGGGGUGAAACCGGAGCAGAUCGUGGAGCUGGAGCUGUGCCUGGCGGAUACGCAGCCGGCGACUCUCGGUGGUGCCUUUGACGAGUUCAUCUUCUCCCCGCGCCUGGACAACCUGCACAGCUGCUACUGUGCCCUGCAGGCCUUGAUCGACUCGUGCUCAGCACCCUCCUCCCUCUCCCAGGAGCCCAACGUGCGUCUCAUUGCGCUCUACGACAAUGAAGAGGUGGGGUCGGAGAGCGCGCAGGGCGCGGAGUCCCUGCUGACGGAGCUGGUGCUGCGCCGGAUCUCGGCGUCGCCACAAAACCUCACGGCCUUUGAGGAGGCUGUGGCCAAGUCCUACAUGAUCAGCGCUGACAUGGCCCACGCCGUGCACCCCAACUAUGUAGACAAGCACGAGGAGAACCAUCGGCCAGCCUUCCACAAGGGCCCCGUCAUCAAAGUGAACAGCAACCAGCGCUACGCCUCCACGGCUGUCACCGAGGCGGUCAUCCGGGACAUCGCCGCCCGCGUGGGCGUCCCCCUGCAGGAGUUCAUGGUGCGCAACGACACGCCCUGCGGCACCACCAUCGGCCCCAUCCUGGCGUCCCGCCUGGGGCUGCGCGUGCUGGACAUGGGCUGCCCGCAGCUGGCCAUGCACUCCAUCCGCGAGAUGUGCUGCACCUCGGGGGUGCUGCAGAGCAUCACCCUCUUCAAGGCCUUCUUCGAGCUCCUGCCAGCUGUCAGCGGCAGCCUGCUGGUGGACUGAGGGCGGCGAGGGGGCUUCCCGGGGGGGGCUCAGCCCCGAUUAAAGCUCCUCUUGUCUCA
Molecule: messenger RNA, 1614 nt
Organism: Cygnus atratus (black swan)
Lineage: Eukaryota; Metazoa; Chordata; Aves; Anseriformes; Anatidae
Gene: DNPEP
Product: aspartyl aminopeptidase
Exons: 14
Coding region: 38-1555 (505 amino acids)
Biological process (GO): proteolysis
Molecular function (GO): zinc ion binding; aminopeptidase activity
Source: RefSeq, a predicted model, not a curated record